Molecule: messenger RNA, 8080 nt
Organism: Mauremys mutica (yellowpond turtle)
Lineage: Eukaryota; Metazoa; Chordata; Testudines; Geoemydidae
Gene: AMIGO1
Product: adhesion molecule with Ig like domain 1
Exons: 1
Coding region: 839-2347 (502 amino acids)
Biological process (GO): brain development
Molecular function (GO): protein binding
Source: RefSeq, a predicted model, not a curated record
GGCGGAGGAGGAUCCGAGAGCUGGAACCUUUGCAAAGCCAGGCGGGCGCGGAGCAUCCAGGACUGGAGCAGCCCCCAGCCCCGCAUCCAGCCGGGUCCGAGCCAGGGUUGCUGCAGCGUCGGGGCUUCCCUGGCUCGCUCGCUCGCUCGCUCCCAGGGCUGCCCGGCCGGCCGCUGCCCGAGGAGCUCGGUCCCGUUCCCGGCUGCGGCGGGCGGCGAUGAGUGAGGCUCGGGGCGGGCAGCGCCGGCCCGGCCCCGCGGCCAGCCAGCCCCCCGCGCGGUGACAGCCUCCCCCGGUACCCGGGGCCGGCGCUCGCUGCGCCCCAGGCUCCUUCCCCCGCGGCGCUGCGCCGCGCCGUCCGAGGAGCAGGGCGGGGCUGCCCUCGCAGGGCGGCGCGGGGGGCUCGCUCGGCCCCGGGCCCGGGAGACGCGAGGAUGGGCUGAGCACCGCGGGGGCCUCUCCCCGGACGGGGGGACCCGCGGCCCGGCCCGCACCCGCCCUGCUCGGAGAGGGAGCGGUGGCGCCGCCUGCCCGGCCCGGGGCUCGGCGCGGCGCAGAGCAGAGCAGCGAGGCGGGAGGAGACGGACUCCGCAGGGCCAGGCUCCGCUCCCGCUGGCCCGCCCGGCAGCGGUGAUUCCGGGCAGCCCAUGGCAAAGAGCAGGUGGAUGCGAGCAUGACUCGGGUGAUUAAUAUUCCGGCAGCGCGCCAAGCCGUCCCCGCUCGCUGCACCAGAUCCUAGCAGCCUCCGAGCCAGCAUCAGCCUCGCCGCUGCACCAAUGGUUCCCGGCCCUGCGGCUCUUUGCGCCUGGCACCUGGCCCUGCCUCGCUGAGCGUUACCAUGUGGCUUUGGUACCUAGCGCCUGGUCAACGCCUGGGGCUGAGCUGCGGGAAAGUCUGGCUCCUGGUCCUCUUGCUGCUGGGUUGCGGCCUUGCCCGGGAAGGGGGGUCGAUCCUGAACUGCCCCCCAAAAUGUGUGUGUGCCAGCAACAUUAUCAGCUGCUCCAAGCUGGGCCUGGGAGUCAUCCCCACUAAGCUGCCUCGCUUCACAGCCAUCCUGGACCUCAGCCACAACAACCUGACCCGCCUGCGGGCGGACUGGACCCCCACCCGCCUCCCCCACCUCCACUCCCUGCUGCUCAACCACAACGCCCUGGGCUUCAUCUCCACCGAGGCCUUCUGCCACGUCCCGCACCUGCGGUACCUGGACCUCUCCUCCAACAGCAUCAAGGUGCUGGAGGAGUUGCUCUUCAGCCAGCUGCAGGAGCUGGAGGUGCUGCUGCUCUAUAACAAUCAGAUCGCCCAGAUGGACCGCAGUGCUUUCGAUGACAUGGCCAGGCUGCAGAAACUCUACCUGAGCCAGAACCAGAUCUCCCGCUUCCCCAUGGAGCUGGUGAAGGACCGGGCCAAACUGCCCGACCUGGCCCUGCUGGACCUUUCUGCCAACAAAAUCAAGGGCCUGCCGGUCGCGGCCCUGAAAGGCCUCCCUGCCUGGAUGAAAAAUGGCCUCUACCUCCACAGCAACCCGCUGAGCUGUGACUGUGGGCUGUACGAGCUCUUCACGCACUGGCACACACGCCAGCUCAGCUCGGUGGUGGACUUCCGGGAGGAGCUGGUGUGCAGCCUGCCCCUGGCCAAGCGCAGCGUCAGCGUCUUCACCCUCAACAGCCAAGACUCCCUCAACUGCAGCGAGUUCAAGGAGCACAUGCUGGAGGCCUACCUGGGGGACACAGUGACCAUCAACUGCGACACCAAGGUCCGGGGGGCGACCACCAGGGAAUGGGUGACCCCAAACAACAGGCGCUUCCCGGAGGAGACCGCCAACAGCACCAUGACAGUGCUGGGCAAUGGCAGCCUGCAGAUCCGCCUCGUCCGGGUGGAGGACAUGGGCACGUACACCUGCUACGCGGUCAGCCAGGCCUUCAACGAGACCCUCUAUGUGGAUGUGAUGGUCCACAACUUCACCCAGCAUGGACCUCACGACACGCUGAACACGGCCUACACCACGCUGGUGGGCUGCAUCCUCAGCGUCAUCCUGGUGCUCAUCUACCUGUACCUGACACCGUGCCGCUGCUGCUGCCACGGCAACGAGAAGCUGGCUGCCCAGCCGGAGGACAGCAUCAACUCCUCCAUGCUCAGCACCACACCCAACCACAACCCUGAGGCAGCCGGUCGCAAGGGAAGCCUCAGCCACCUCGCGGCUUCCGGCCCCAUGCAAGGCCAGAACGGCAAGGUCAAACCCAACAGCACGCCAGAGGAGGCAGCCAGGAGGGCCCAGAAGGCCCCCAGGAAAAUGUCAGACCCAGACUCUGUCAGCUCUGUCUUCUCGGACACGCCCAUCGUAGUGUAGGUGUACGGAAGACAUGGAGAGGUGGGAGUGUUGGAGAGCGAGUGGACGAGGACAGGUAAUGACCCUCCCCUAGAGUGCAGCUGGCCAGGGGGAGAGGGGCUGGGCCCAGCAGCGAGGUGAUGGGUCUCCAUGCACAUGGCACAAUGCUGCUGCCAGGUGCUGCCUCCUGCUGUGCAGCACUGAUCCUGCUAUCGCCCCAAUGAACAUUGUCCUCCCAUCAGCAGAGCCCAAGUGGCAAGCAGAGCCCGGCAGUCCACUCCCUGCAGCCGCCCUCGACGAGGAACUCCAGCCAGAGCUUUGCAGAGUCCCACCAAGAAAUGAAACGUGCAGCGGGGAUACGGCGCCAGUGCCCCGCAGAGCUGGGAGGGGGGGCAGGGGGUUGCUGCUGAAAGACCCCAUGCUGCAGUGCCAGGGCAAUCCUUCCUUACUGCUCAAGGGACAUCCCAGGUCUGUUUCUGACUACCUUGGCGCGAAACCAUGCUCAUCUCUGAGACGUCGCAGCACCACAACCUUGGCCUGGAUCCGCCAUUUGAAGGUCACCUUCUGCUUUCAUAGCUUGGCCACUGAAAGCCUUGACAUCUGUUGGGGACCAGUGUGUGGGAGCAAGGGGUCUCUCUCCUGCUACCAACCAGCCUCUUGCUGGACACCCCCAUUUGGAACUAAGGCAGCCCAAAGAUUUUCAGCUUCAUCAGGAUGAAAGCAGGCAUUGAUCCCGCCCUGGGGCCUGUAAGAUGGCAUGCCAGCUGCCCCUCCUGCAGCGGGAACUCAGGACACAGUGGGGCAUGAUCAACACCAGCUGGUCCCCCAGUGAGCUCUCUGGCUGACAGCCUAAUGAUCAGAUUCCCAUUCCUAAUUACAAUGAUACAUCAAGGCACAAGCUGGGUUUCCGGGACAGCUAUUCAGCAUUGCAGAACAUCAGCAACCCCUUGGUGGGCUGUGCCGUGGCUGCCAGGGAGGCACUGCGCCUCUACCCCUUCUGUACAGUGCUCUUGUGGGCUGUCCCAGCGAGCCGAGGGGCUGCGUGCUCCAGGGAUGUUAGGAAGGGGAGCUGGUAAUGGAGUCUGCUGAAGGCAGCAGGCAGAGCACAGGAGCCCUGCAGGGAAGGGGGGUUGGGAACUGUGAUCAGACAUAGCAGCACUUCUGAGCAGACAUGGGGGGUGGGGCCCCCAAAAUAUGCUCCUGCUCCUUCUACAUCUCCCUUAAGCCUCCCCCACCCCCAUGAUCCUGGUGGCUUUUCUCUCUGCCCAGCUACAAAUUGAUUCCAUCCUAUAUUUCCUUUUCCCUUCUCCUUUCACCUGGGAGAGUCUGGGCCCAUCCCAGGGAGUGGGGAGGGGAUAGGCACAGAGAAGGAGCGGGGACAGAAGAUCAGGCUGUCCCCUUGCAGUGGUCCCUUUGCCCGCCCCCAGAGGAGAGAGACAGAGAUGUGGUCUUGACAUGGACAUCCCAGCUCUGAGCCUGCUAGCAACAAACUCGCCCAGCACGGGCCAGCUGGAGGCAGGGUUUGGUCUAUGCACAAGGUGCAGCCAGAGGACUCUGCGCUAAGCAGGUGCCACCCGCAGAGGAGAUAGCAUCCCCCCCUUCCCUCAGACGCGGGGAGCGAAAGGGUCAGGGGGUCCCAGAGGGAGGGUGCUGCUGUACACGAGGGUAGGGGGAGCUAAUCAGAUGCCCCUGGCUGUCAGGGCGUUACCUUGUGGGGAUCCCCACCCAGCCUACAGCUGGUUCUCAAGCCGUCCAUUCUCCUAGUGGCUCUCAGCUUCAGGGAGCAGGGGGUGAACAAAGGUGGGCAAGAGCAGCCCAGAAAGAUUGGGGUAGAGGGAAGCCCCCACUGAUCUCUCUGGCCAUGAAGAGCAUCAUCACCAAAGAGUGGCGAGCUCCAUGGUACGUCACUGUGGACUCUCCCUGGAGCCCUAGAUCUCUCCAUCGCUGUCCCAGCUGCCAUCGCCCUGGGGGCUGUCCGAGCCUGCGAGGGGCCCGAGGUGAUGGCUGGCACAAGCAGGAGCACGAGGCGACAUCUCCUCCAUCCCACUCAUCAGCCCGAGAACGGGGCUCGGCUCCGGGACUCGUCUAAAUGCUUUUCCUGGCAUGUUAUUGUGAAGCAUGAGUCCUCCAAGAGAAGCAUACUAUCCAGGUGAGACCAGCCUGCAAGCCACACAGCGGGGAGCUCGGGGGGAGGGGGCAGAGCAAGGGGAGGGUGUGUGUGAAAGAGAUUUUGUUCUGGUUGUGUGUGACAGAUUCAAUCCUGGCACCUGUGGAACCACAAGGCUGCUUAGCUGCCCCCCCCCCGAUGCAGUCACUUCCCCUCCCCACCCCGCAAAAAAGCCCUGCUAGCUUUCAGGCUCAUUGUGAGCUCCCUGAAUACCACAGCCGCCUGGGUGCUGGGCAGGGAGCGCCCCGGGCAGGCUGAGGCAGCUGCAGGAAGGUGUGUGUGUGGUGGGGGGGAAAGCAGGGAGACCUGACUCAGGGGAGGUCAGUGCCCUCCACACGCCAGUUCCCAUGUCUGCCUGGCCCUCCCUGGGGUGACCCAUGUACGCUGCUGCACACAGCUCCCCCCCGUACAAUCGCAUCUGUGUGUGUGCAAGGGCAUCCAGCCCAGUUCGCAUGCUCAGCGUGCGGCUCUGUGAGCUGGUGCGUGGCUUGGCACACAGGCUCUGAGGCUGUGCUGUGUGCAUGGGGCUAUUGUGAGCGUGGAGCUCGAAUGGUGCUGAGUGUCUCUGCCAGCACGCUCUGUCUGGGAGAGGUCAGACAUGGGGAGUGAGACUGAGCACAUUGGUACCUUGCUAGGGCUGUGUGCAUGCCUCCGUGUGGAUGAGUGCACAAGUGUGCAUGGGGGUGUUGCAUACCUGUGUGCGUAUGGAUGCAUUGGUGUGCUUGAGAGCACACACAAGUGUGCAUGGGUGUGUACAUGCAUGUGCACAUUCACACACACACUCCCACACCCCACUCAAAGACCCAGCCUCCAAACACAGCUGCUCCCCUCCCAGCUUGCCUGCCAGAAGCUGUGGACACCUCUGCAUGUGACAGGAAGCAAAGGGGAUGAGAUCCACAGCCCACUGCCCAGACCUAUGGCCGGAGCUGCCAGGAGGAGCCCUGCCUAGCUCUCCAGUGGCCCCUCCAAGAGCCAGGCUGCCAGAGGGAGCUGUCUCUGGCGGGAGAGGUGCGGGCUGGGCCACAUGGCGAGUGUGAGGCUGCUAGCUGGGCUCGUGCCUUGCACUGCCUGGCUUGCUGAGAGCCGCACCUGCGGGUCAGGACACAACUCAGCCCCGUGGAGAGAGCCCCAUGUAGUGGCUGGGGGACACCAGGGACACCAGGGCUAGAGAACUGAAAAGCUCCCUGUGGUGCUGCUCCCGGGAACAGAAAGGCAGGGGCAGAAGCAGAGUGGGAGCCCUGGGUUCCUUGUGCCAGCUUGUGUGCUGGGCUGUCCCACCGGCUGUGUGCUGUGGCCUUGCGAGGGGAUCAUGGGGGCUGCGUUGCCUUACUAGAAUGUGCAUUAGGGAGCCAUUGGUGACCUCCAGCAGGGCCUGAUAGGCAAACCCUAGCAUGCUCGCUGGUGCAGCCUGCUCUGAGCUCCUCACCAUGGUUCUGUGCCUUGAGGGGGCCAUGCAGGAGGAUGCAGAAGGGAAGAAAGGGCAGCUCUGGGCAGUCAGAUCUCCAGUGCCCUGUAUCCUAUUUCCUUCCCCCCGAGCUGGCCAGUCCACCAAGAGCCAGUGCCCCAGAGAGGGAAAAGGCCCAAGAGCCUAUUCCCCACCCCUAAGCCAGACAGUGUCUGUUGCAUCUGACCAGACGAUCGUGUCCCCCUAGCCUGAGCUCCAACCUCAGCAGCCCCUUGGUGAGCAGCUAGAACCUUGCUGCUUUCGUGGCACCGGAUGACACUGUGCAUCAUCAAUCAUUCCUAAGGCCUUUCCUCCCCUUAACCCUGUGCAGGCAGAAGGGGAAGCCCCUCACUCUCUUUCCCAUUGUAAAUAAACAAGUGGCUGGAAGAUUCACCCACUGGCUGCACAACUACCUGCACAGAAAGAGGGGCCCAGGGCACAGGUCUGGGCAACCCCCCGGCCUGUGCCUGCCACACAGGGAAGACUGACAGGAUCCUACUGGAAAUAGGCAAAUGCAGCCCACCAAGAGCCAUGGGAGAGCUCUCCUCCCCCAUCUCUGCCACGUCCCAGGAGCUGUAGCCCCCAAAAAGACAGGACCGAGAUCACGGCAUGCAAGACUGGCCACCCUUGCGCUUGCUAAUCAAUGGGCAGAUCCUAGAAGGUGUUGAGCACCCUCAACUCCAUCGCCCAGCACCACGAAGGAUCAGGCCCUUGAUCUGGAUGCCUCUCUCUGCUAGUACCCGACAGCUGAUGCUAGAGAGGCAGGACACCCCCUCCCCAUGUCCAGGGGUCUGCCCUGUGAGGGUAUUGAAGGAGGGGCACAGCCCCCCCCCCAAGCAUCCUUGCAACUCUGCCUCGAUACAGCACUGAUACAAGGAACAGGGGCCUGGGGGCAGCCAGGAGUAGACUGGUGAUGCUGGGUCACUGCUCAGAGGAAGGAAGCUGGAGAGGGAAACCCACAGGGCAGGGCUGGGGGCCCAGCAUGCUGAACAGAGAGCCUGUACGCUAAAGGGGUCCCUGGCAGUGGCCAGGAGCCCCCAGGAGAGUUAAGGGAGAGCAGAGAGGGGACAGGAGGAGCUCUGGUUCCACGGGAGGGUGUGUGUGCGGGUGUGCGUGUGGGUGUGGGUGUGUGCGCAGAGGGAGGUGUCCCAGUUAACCGCUGUGUCUGUGGAGCCUCCAGGCUAGGUCAGAGGUGGCUGCUCUGCUCCCACCAGGACGGGGCCAGACAGCUCCUGGCAGAGCCUGUCCACUCUGUGGACUUGCAGGCCCCUGAAUGUUAUUCUGCCCUGCACAGGAUGUGCAUUCUCUUCUCCAUUUCAGCCAGAGCCGCCCGGCCCGCAGAGCACACGGGCUGCAGCUCUCUCUGGUAGGCUGUGCUCUGACGCAUAGACAUAGGCGAAAAUAAACAUGUUUUAAGGUUCUGCAUUUGCAGGCUUGUCUGGUUUUUCACUGGCCUGGUGAGUAACGACAGGAUGUUUCCAGGAGGUGGAGAGAGGCCUGAGAGAAUGGACGUGCUCCCCUAGACAGGGCUAUGGUGGGAGCUUCAGCCAUCAAGGCAGCUCUAGCAUGAAGGUGGGGCAGGGGUUAGGUGCCCCAGGGCAGGUCAUGGUUCCCAGAAGAGCCGCUUUGGGGUAUCCCACCGUAGACAAGGCUGCAGCUGAGAGGGAGGGAGGAAGGCCAGCAGCAGUGGGACUCCAGCUGGUACAGGCAUGCACUGCUGUAACACGGCUCUCUAGCUCACCUUGGCAGGCACUAGGGUUUCCGCAGCACCUACGUGGUCCCAGUGGGGAAUGAACAAUGGGAGAGAUCAAUGUCCACUCGGGAACGUUGGCCACCUCGGGCAGGGGAAGCUGAGGUGAAUAAGCCAUGCUGGGGAGCCGCCAGAGGACAGUGCUGUGGGGUUAUCGAGGGGGAAUGUGACCCAGCCCCAGUGGGAAGCAGUCACAACGUGGCUAGGUGUGGAUGUGGCGGUCUAACGUGGCAUUUGGUGAUCUGGCACUGCUGGGGGCUGGUGUGGAAGAUACAAACUCCAUGAUAAUACCCUGGUGUCAGUGACACAGGGUAACCAACCAUUAAAGGUCUGACCUGGUGCCAAAGGCCCGUAGGCUGAAAGGAUUCACUGGGAAGGGGAGCAGACCGUCUG